This is a messenger RNA of Pseudogymnoascus verrucosus, 849 nucleotides long. RefSeq lists its product as uncharacterized. The record is from RefSeq and is a predicted model, not a curated record. The transcript has a single exon. Bases 95 to 583 code for a protein of 162 amino acids. Lineage: Eukaryota; Fungi; Ascomycota; Leotiomycetes; Thelebolales; Thelebolaceae.
CCUACUUUGUGCUCAGGGCAGUUGAGUACAACUAAUAUAAGCGGCAACUCUACUUGUGCCUUGGAUGUGCUGUACGAGGAAAGUACGAGGAUAGAUGACAGACCGUCGGAGCACACCACAUUCACAGCAUUUCCAAGUGGACGUGAAAGCGGGAAAAUUGGGAGGGUGUGGUGUCAUUGACAACAAAGCACCGCACCAGCACAAUGAGUUACCGACCGGGACUGCGAUCCUUCGCCGGGGCUCACCCUGCGUUGAUCUUCGAGCACAGUCCGCUAUCACAGUGGAAGUGCAGAGCGCCCUUGAGAAACCCCCAAACACCCCCGCGGCCUCCGAGGAGGACGGCACGGCAAGGAACCGCACUCCACGCGAGGAAUGGAAUAAGCAAGGAAGCGAUAUGGAAGGAGGGAGGAGGAGAAACGUCGUUGUUUCCUCGUGGCAAGGGCGAGCGACAAAUGAUAACGAGCUCUCUACGAUGAUAGCGCCUCGGUCACCGCCUCAAAUCACCCCGUCACCGUCACCGUCUCAGUCUGUGACAGUUGUCUCCACAUCAGUUCCUCAUCAAUACUCGAGUAGCAUCGCCUGAGUUGGCGGUGACGGCGAUGUGAUGCGCCUCAUUGUGCUGCGUGACGACAAAGUGUGACGGUAUGUGAUGAGAGGACUCGGUCGAGUGUGAUGGGAUGUGAAGGGAAGGGAUGAGAUGGAGAAAGUACACCAGUUCCACGCCAUGCACCGGCGUACAUCGAAGUACAUCUCCCUCCAUCCCCGUCGCAUCCCCUCCCUCGUCCCCUCCCGUACCCCACUCCCCGCACCCAUCACCAACCAGCGCACAGCUGUUGGCGCCUUACCAGC